This is a messenger RNA of Colossoma macropomum (tambaqui), 3364 nucleotides long. RefSeq names its product sorting nexin 9a (gene snx9a). NCBI's taxonomy places the organism in Eukaryota, Metazoa, Chordata, Actinopteri, Characiformes, Serrasalmidae. Gene Ontology annotation, cellular component: plasma membrane; cytoplasmic vesicle. Gene Ontology annotation, molecular function: protein binding; phosphatidylinositol binding. Bases 236 to 1882 code for a protein of 548 amino acids. The transcript has 18 exons. Gene Ontology annotation, biological process: cleavage furrow formation; endosomal transport; plasma membrane tubulation. The record is from RefSeq and is a predicted model, not a curated record.
GGUUCUGUGCGCGAGAAAGUGGGCGAGACAUGUAGAUCCAUUCAACCUGCUUAUAGCAAGGAUCCGAAAAUUGGAUAUCGACGCCUGUGUUUAUCUAAUCAGGUCAGCUGCAUAGCUAACGUUGACUUGGAAAAACCGCCUUAGCAAAUUAGCCCACAUCAAGAAACGCCGUGUUUUCGCUGAUGUUGGAGAGAGACUGCUAGAUUCAGAUAUAAGCUAAAUAAAUGCUUCCACAAUGGCAGUCAAGGCUCAGGUACUGUAUGACUUCACUGCUGAGCCAGGCAACAGUGAACUAAGUAUCCGAGAGGGAGAAACACUCACCGUCUUAAAUCAGAAUGUGGGUGGAGGCUGGGUAGAAGCCCAGAACUCUAGAGGACAAACAGGUUUGGUGCCAGAGGAUUAUAUACAGACUAAUUCAAGAUCGGCAGCUUCUUCAGUGGGAUCUUUUAAUGAUGCCUACAGUGCCACUUCCUACAGCACUGCAGCCCCUCAGGGAGUUAAUGGCAGUGAUGCUUGGGCGGCUCACAGUACUGAGAAUUGGGACUCUACUCAACAGCAAGCGCUAGCCUAUCAAGGUUCCAUUGAUGAUGAUGAGUGGGAUGAUGAGUCAGAUGAUGGCAAGUCCACAGGCGGCUACAGUUGGUCACAGAGUGAGGAGGGAGGAGGGACAAUGCAGCGCGGCGCAGGCCAUCACACUAUGAAGAUUUCUCUCAACAAAGUCUUUUCCAAGACACCAAAUCCUGAAGUGUUUCUACUGACAAAACAUAUGGUCAAAGAAAAUGACAGAUUGCCAAUAUACAUGGGUGAGGUGGGUCCAGUUUGGCUAUAUCCACAAGCUCAGCUUGACUGUGUGGUGGCAGAUCCCAAAAAAGGGUCUAAAAUGUACGGUCUGAAGAGUUAUAUUGAGUAUCAGAUUACACCUAAUAGUACAAACAGACCUGUCAAUCACAGAUACAAACACUUUGAUUGGCUGUAUGAGAGACUUAUGGAAAAGUUUGGAUGUGCUUUCCCCAUUCCAUGUCUUCCGGAUAAGCAAGUCACAGGUCGUUUUGAAGAUGAGUUUAUUAAAAUGCGAAUGGAGCGCCUACAGGGCUGGAUGUCUCGUAUGUGCAGACACCCUGUAGUUGCAAACAGUGAAGUUUUUCAACUGUUCCUCACUUACGCAGAUGAGAAGGACUGGAAAAUAGGCAAACGGAAAGCAGAGAAAGACGAGACAGUGGGAGUAAUGGUCUUCUCCACAGUGGAUCCUGAGAUCCGAGAACUAGAUCCUACAGAAGUAGAGCAAAAGUGUGAAACAUUUAGCCGUUUUACCAGAUCCAUGGAUGAUCGGGUUAAGGACCUUCUUUCUGUUGGCCAUCUUCACUGGAAGAGAUGUACAGGACCCCUACAGAAAGAAUACCAGCGGAUUGGAAAAGCAUUUCAGAACCUGUCUUCAGUUUUCAACACCAGUGGAUACCAGGGGGAAGCGACUCUUACUGAAGCAUUAACUGCAACAGGGAAGACAUAUGAAGAGAUAGCAGAGAUAUGUGCUGGACAGCCAAAAAAAGACUUGCACUUCCUGAUGGAAACAAACAGUGAAUACAAAGGACUGCUUGGCUGCUUCCCUGACAUAAUAGGAGUCCACAAGGCCGCUAUUGAAAAAGUUAAAGAAGCAGAUCGUCUCGUGGCAAUGAAUAAGAUCGGACCCCAGGACAAGCACAUCAUGGCAAAGAAUCUGAGUACAAUGUCCUAUGCACUGCAAGCUGAGAUGAACCACUUCCAUAGCAACCGUAUCUAUGACUACAACAGAGUCAUGCAACUCUACUUGCAAGAGCAGGUGCAAUUCUAUGAGACUAUUGUGGGGAAGCUGAAGCACGCUCUUAGUCAGUACACGACCUUCUGAGAACACCUGCCAUCCCCUCACCCCACUACCAGCAACAUCCCACCCUCCCCCUGCAAUAAGAGGAACUCAUUUUGCCCUCAACUGUGAAGUAUGCAACACCUCCAUACACAUAUGGUCAUUCUUUUAAUUUAAUCAGUGUGUUUUUUUUUUUUAUAAGGGGGAACUUCGUGUGUUAAUGACAGUGAAUGAUAGUGAAAAGAGUUUUACAGUUAUAGUCCAGAGCUAUAGUAAACAUUAGCCAUUAGUUAAGGCUUGUUCCGAUCAAGGAAACUGCAAACACAUUAGCAGCAAACUGCUUCCCAUGAAGCAAGCAUUCCAAAGCAUAUUAACAGGUAUCCUGCCAUUGCACAGUAAAAAAUGUAUCUGAUGCAUUUUUUGUUUAUGUAUGAAUUAUACACCAAUAACACCACUUUGAAGUCAUCUUCCUAACAAAGUUGGGGUUAGGCAUAUUUCUGCUGCUGAGGCCAUCUGCCUUUCUACCCAAAUGUGGUGAACUAAUGGGAAGUUGACAUUUGUUUGCAAAUGUACGUGAAUGAUUGAAACAAAGAUCAAUUUCAGCAUAUUGCUAAUGUUUUGCUAAUGGGUUUAUUCUUUUGCUUGUGCAAGUCGUCCUUAUACAGUGAUUGGACAUCCAUGUUGUUUGAUAAAGAUUGGUCUCCAGCUCCUAUUCCUCUGCAUAUCUCUUUAAAUUUGUGCCUAAUAAGAUUUUUACACUGAGCCAGGGCCUUAAACUGUGUGACCAAAUGCACGACUGUCUAAACUUUCUUGUAUGUUUUAAGUUCAAUAAGACAUAAUACAAUUUAUUUUAAAUCACUAUUUCUUAAAUGUAAUAUACUCACUGUGACUUCAGGUUUUUCUAUCAUUAAACUGUGAUAAAGAAUAUGUAUUAUAUUAUACAAAAUCACAAAUAUUUUUAACUAAAUCCUCCAUAACCCUAUAUGAAAUAAAGUUAAGAUGAAAAAGAGUCCCAGUGGAUAGAAAUGCUCCACAUUUUUGAUUGGCUACCUCAAGAUGACACAUCUAACGAGACAUUAGUAGGAAUUAUAGCGAUGCAAAAUAUUGAGAUUUUUGUGUUGGUGAUGCACCUUAAAUAUACAUUUAUUGUGGAUUUAAUAUUGUGAAGAAUCUAAGACCCAAUCUGAAGAAUCUACCCAAACCUAAUUAGCUGAAAACAUGUUAGCUAUUAAUCACUGAAGUCAAACAGAACUGGAUAAACACAGUAUAUAGUAUUAUGAGUAUUAAAAAAUGUCCAGUGACUGUUUUAAUUUACAGAUCAGAAUUUAUAAACAUUAAUAUAUUUAGUAUCUGUAUCUUUCCAGUGUUUAUUAAAAAAAAAACUCCCAAUAAACAUUGUUACAGGUCUGUGUCUGCAGUGACCAGGAUUUUUUGAAUGAUAAAAUGUUAUAAAAUUUGCUAUCAUUAAGCAAAAAUGGAAAUGUUCCUUCUAUAACCCUUUGUGAAAUAAAGUCAUAUGUAUAUCUC